Adineta steineri is the source of this 906-nucleotide messenger RNA. NCBI's taxonomy places the organism in Eukaryota, Metazoa, Rotifera, Eurotatoria, Adinetida, Adinetidae. The record is from the annotation of a GenBank genome assembly.
AUGCUUGCUCAUUCGCCAAGAGAUCGUUCUCGAUCACCUCAUAAUUCAACUGAAACAUCAUCAGUUAAAUCUACACAUCACUCAAAUCAAGAUGAUAUACCAAAUCAAAUUGAAUCGAAUAGUAACAGUAAAAAUAAAAAAGAAAGUGAAUCCCAACAACGUAUGAGAAGUCUUAAAACAUUCAUUCAAACAUUAAUUAAUGAAUCAAAAUCAAUUGGUUCAACAUAUGAUGAACAAGUCAAAGCAAUUGAAAAUGCUUGUGUUGGAGAAUAUCGUGACAUAUCACUUGAUCGUAUUCGAAGAAUGAUUCGGAAUAUAUUAAAAUUACGUAAAUCUCAUCAAUCAUCAGUACAUUCACAUACAACUAGUUCAUUCUUACAUCAGGAUCAUACAACAACAAAUGAUCAUUUUAAUUCAAAUGAAAAUACUAACAAAAAAAAUCGAUCGAAUUCAACGUCAAAUAUUUCAUCAUCAAAAACAUCUGAUUUGGUUCCAUCACCAACAUCGACAUUAUCAGCAUUUGAUGCUGAUUUUCUUCGUCAUGCUUUUUCUCAACAAUUUCGUCCAUCACUUGAUUUAUCCGCAUAUUUUUCAGCUGCUACAGCUUCAAAUACCGCCAAUUCAACCUCAUCUCUUUUUCGUCCAAAUUUUUCUCCAUCGAAUUUCUUACAAUCAUUAACAAAUACAACACCUCUUGCACCGCCACCACCACCUCCACUUCCUCCAUCACUUGUUUCAUCUCAUACACAUACGAAUGGAACAAGUGAUUCAUCAAUUACUAAAUCACUGAAACAAGCGAAGUUAUCUGGUACGGAAACAAGUUCCAUUAAAGUUCUUGUGAAUGCCUAUCGUGAAGCAGCAUCCUAUUUAUGUCGAUCAGCUGAUGAACUUGAACAAUUAAUUUAA